CGAACCGUUUACUGGUCCAAUCACGGCCAGUCAGGAACAGCGUGAAAUGGGAUAACAGGGCUGCCUCCGAGUUCCGUCGACGGGGGGAAACGAGAUGACAGUAAUUCUGAGCCGUCCGUUCCUCUCCUUGCCCGUCCAAAACCGACGCUUCAACAAAUCCCGACCGUCCGCUUCACCAAGCAUCUCAUGCUUCAAUUCCCGGCACUCCUUCAAGAGAGACUACACGAGCGUAAUGAUAGUCCCCACCGGGAUUGGAGCCGCCAUCGGCGGAUACGCCGGCGACGCCCUGCCCGUCGCCCGCACUCUCUCCUCCGUCGUCGAUUGCCUCAUCGCUCACCCCAACGUGCUGAAUGCGGCGAUGCUCUACUGGCCAAUGCCGAAUGCAUUGUACGUCGAAGGCUAUGCCCUUGACCGCUUUGCUGAAGGCCUAUGGGGCCUCAUGCCUGUUCACCAAAACAAGGUGGGUUUGGUUCUUGAUUGUGGCAUCGAGGAGGAGCUUCGUGUUCGCCAUUUGCAAGUGGCGGAUGCUGCGAGGGCUUCCCUUGGCUUGCCUGUUGUUGAAUAUGUUGUCACUGACACUCCAUUGCAGGUAGAGAAGUGGGUUGAUCCAAAAACUGGGCAAUCAACAGGGAGGAUUAAGCACCCUGAUUCACUAUUGAGGGCUGUGCAGGCUUUAGUUAAACGCUCGCAAGUAAAUGCUGUUGCAGUUGUUGGACGCUUCCCUGACGAUGAUGAUGUUCAAGACACAGACGAUUAUCGACAAGGGAUGGGAAUUGAUCUAUUGGCAGGGGUUGAGGCAGUUAUAAGCCAUCUAGUGGUGAAGGAGUUCCAAAUUCCUUGUGCACAUGCUCCUGCUUUAUCACCCCUUCCCAUGACCCCAUCUCUAUGCCCAAAAUCAGCUGCUGAGGAGUUGGGGUACACAUUCUUGCCAUGUGUGCUUGCUGGGCUUAGUAAUGCACCACAGUACUUGGUAAAGAACUCUGAGUCGGAGAAUGGUUGCAUACUUGCUAGUGAUGUUGAUAGCGUCAUCCUUCCUAUAGAUGCUUUUGGAGGACAUGGCGCUCUUGCUUUUGCACGAAGCAAAAGAAACAAGCCACUUAUAAUUGCUGUGGAGGAAAAUGUAACAGUCCUUGAUGAUACACCAGAUAAAUUUGGGAUUGAAGCGGUCAAUGUCUCAAACUAUUGGGAAGCAAUUGGUGUCAUUGCAGCACACAAGGCUGGAGUAAAUCCGCAUUCUCUACGAAGAAAUAGGAUUAAGAAUCUUCAACAAACUUCUCUGUCGCCUGCCAAUGGUUAUGCCAUUAAAAUGCCACAGUAAUCGGCUGAUUAAAGUAGUUACAUUUCCCUUUCCAACUAAUUUUUUAGGCUUUAACCAUUCAAAAUUUGAAAUAUCAUCGUUCAACACUUGAGAAUUUUAUCACGUUGGAUUAAUGGUUGAAGAUUCAACCUGCUGUUCUCGUAAAGAUGUUGAUGAUUUUUCAGUAGGUGGAACGGAUGCAGCUUGGUGGCUUGUUGAAUCCCCUAUUGACUUUUAACCAGGUGAAUCAUCUGGUCACGAAUUAAGCGCCUUUCGACGUGGAUAGGCAGCACCGAAUACCAAUUCGUCAACCUAAAUGUUGAUGGAACGUGAAACUACAAGUCAAUGGUUGUCUCGCAUUUGUUUCGGUACGUUUUAGAUCUUGAUCAGAAGUAAAUUAAAUCAACUGGUGGUGAACAAAUUUUGUACUGAAUUUUGAUGUGAAUGCUGAUAUCCAUAUACAUAUAUAGAUAUAUCUGUUUGUUGUAUACAAAUAUACAUAUAGUUGAACGAUGACCAUAGAAUCUGUUGGUACUGUCCUUGUUCUUAUCUGUUGGUACUGUCCUUGUUCUUAUCUUCGUAUACAUUAGUUGCACGAUGACCAUA
Molecule: messenger RNA, 1903 nt
Organism: Malus domestica (apple)
Lineage: Eukaryota; Viridiplantae; Streptophyta; Magnoliopsida; Rosales; Rosaceae
Source: RefSeq, a predicted model, not a curated record